Asterias rubens (European starfish) is the source of this 4334-nucleotide messenger RNA. Its product is annotated as protein FAM50A-like. Bases 129 to 1112 code for a protein of 327 amino acids. Gene Ontology annotation, biological process: chromatin organization. Gene Ontology annotation, cellular component: nucleus. The transcript has 13 exons. The record is from RefSeq and is a predicted model, not a curated record. Lineage: Eukaryota; Metazoa; Echinodermata; Asteroidea; Forcipulatida; Asteriidae.
CGCAGCAGUAGACAAAAUAAUGUUUACAAGUUGAAGACCCAGUUGAUCUUUCAUCUUUUCAACCGAUCAGAGUAACGUUAUGUUACUUUAAUUCAGUCUAAGGUAAACCGUAAGGAUAAACCCUCAAAAUGACGGAGUAUAAAGGAGCAGCAAGUGAGGCUGGUCGUGUUCGUCAGUUGAUGAUGAAAAGAGAAAAGCAACUUGAGGCUCUAGAAAAAAGAAAACAGAGAAUUGAACAGGAUAACUUCGGCAAAGUAGAGACUAUUAGUGCCAAAUUUUCAGCCCACUACGAUGCUGUAGAACAACAACUCAAGAGCAGUACCAUUGGUCUGGUGACGUUAGAUCAGAUGAAAGCAAAGAGAGACAUUCUGGUCAAAGAGCAUGAAAAGGAAUUAGCAAAGGCGUUUAAUAAUCAGGAGAAGUUAGAGAAAGAGAAGAAAGCUCUGAAGAAGAAGAAAUUGAAACUUUCAGGAACGCUGUCCUUCAAUCUGGAUGAAGAUGGUGAAGAAGACAGUGAUGAAGAAAUUGAAACGGCCCCGGUUGUAAAGAAGAAGAAACUAGGCAAGAACCCUGAUGUAGACACAAGCUUCCUUCCAGACAGAGAGAGAGAGGAAGAGGAAAGUAAGGAGAGGGAGAAGUUGAGACAGGAGUGGCAGGAGAGACAGAGUAGAAUCAAGAGUGAUGAGAUUGAGAUAACCUACAGUUACUGGGAUGGAUCAGGCCACAGACGGAGUGUCAAAAUGAAGAAAGGAGACACAAUCCAAAGAUUUCUGCAGCGAUGUCUUGAAACACUCAAGAAAGAUUUCCACGAACUAAAGGCGGUCACAGUGGAGCAGAUGAUGUACAUCAAAGAGGAUUUGAUUAUACCGCAUCAUCAUAGUUUCUACGAUUUCAUCGUCACAAAAGCUAGAGGAAAGAGCGGUCCUCUCUUCAGUUUUGACGUUCAUGAUGAUAUCAGGAUAACCAACGAUGCCAGUGUUGAGAAAGAUGAGUCUCAUGCAGGCAAGGUGGUCUUAAGGAGUUGGUUUGAGAGGAAUAAACACAUCUUUCCUGCCAGUCGCUGGGAGCCGUACGACCCAGAGAAGAAGUGGGAUAAAUACACGAUAAAGUAAAUCAAAGUUCUUCAAGGGUUUGAGUCAACAUGCAUCAUGAUCUCGCUGAUCAGCAAAACUGGAUAGCAGGAACAUUAAUAGUUCUUAUAAAGUGCUGUAUCACACCCAACAGCAUCUAGCAAUGCUCCCAACAAAUAUGAAGCGCAUAUUCGAAUUAUAAGACCUAUUUGUACAGCACACUUUGUUUCUUGUAUACUCGGGUUAUUAUAAUACCAUUUUAGUAGCAACAAAUGACUUGAGUUUACAGAGUAUCGUUAUCGCUUCCCAAGAAAAUUACUACCUGACUUCAAUUUGUUUGGGUUUGGUAACAGCUUCUACUCCAGAAGACGAUCAGAGCAUACUGAUCAAAGCGUCAAGUUGAAACCAACGGUUCUUUUUAGAACCAUCCCAACUAAUUUAAAGAUAGUCAUUGCAUGGUGUCACCGCAAACCUUUUCAUAUCAUAUAGCCACACAUAUCUUUAUAGAAAGAAGUGCAGGUUUCUUUUGUGUAAGCUUUACUUUUGACAGGGUUUGCCUGUACAUUUUUCAGUGACUAGCUAGGGGAUCGGUUAACUUGUCAUUAAGUAGCCCACUAGUUUUUAUCACUGGUUUAUCUUUCAUAGAUAGGGAUUCUUUUCAACACUAGUCAAUCGGACAACUUGGACCAAAUUUUGACUUGUUCAGAGGUAUAUAAACUAGCAAUAGCAUUUGGCCAGCAGAAAAUGCCAGCUGAAGUAAAUGAGAAAUAUGUAAACAUAUGUUAAAGCUGGAAUUACAUUGGAAACCCAGUUAUUUAUCAUUGUAUGUUUAUCGUCUGAACCAAGGCCAGGGGUGGAUUUCACAAAGUUAGAACUAGUCUUACCUCGAGUUAGGACCAGUUACUCGUCCUAACUUGGGUCUAUCCAUGCAAUUUGUAUAUCUCCUAACUCCUUUAUGAAAUCGACCCGUGGAAUCACAUGGAGGCAAUGGGCCUCAGUUGCCCUGGUCUUGUCGUUGGUGCCCCUUAAUAGUUACAGAUAGACGUUCAAUGGAAGUGCCUGUUGCAAAGUAAAAAUAGCCUCGCUUCUUCUUCCAAGAUGAAAUUUCAGGCCUGGCCAAAUCCCAUUUUUAUUAGUCAUGGUAACUCGUUAUGGUACUUCUAGAGCCAAAAUUGGGAGUUUGUUUUAUUAUUGGGUCAUUUGGUACAGAACAGUAUUUGUCAUUAAAUGUUAAUACAAUAUAUCCUUCAUCUACUGUAAAUUUAUUUCAAUAUCAGUGUAGUGUAAUCCAACCAGCCUUGUACUGUGGCUGCCCCAAAGAAAAAUACACAAUAGCAUACUUCCAGUUUCUUGUUUUGGUAGUCAAUGACCCUGUGCGUUAUACUGUGUAGUGCAAAUUAUAUGCUCUCGACAUACAAAAAGAUCGGCCUCCAACUGAGAAAUACCACCACCCCUGACCCCCUCCACGAAAAUCUUUGAAGUGUAAGGGUAUUUCACAGGUAAGGUGAAAACGAGCAUACGUGUCAGCCCCAUCUCAGUAAAGGGUAGGCUAGCUUGAACAUUAUGACAUCGGUCACACUUCAAGGCUCGUGAAUGAUGCCAGAGAUCUGCCUUGAACCUACAUACAUAAUCACCUUUGACCCGCAUUCAUUUACAUGGCUUUCAUGGUUUUGGAGAUUCAAAUCCAACAUACAUGAGUAUACAUAAGAAACCAAUACCUUGGGGAUAAAGACAGGAGACCAAUUUAAGGAUAGGCUUCCCUUUGACCUCAUCGGGGGCGCUGUUUGAGCACGGGACUUGAUAUCCAAGUGGGACAUUUUCUAAACCACAACUUUGGUCUGAGCUCCAGCUUUGGCUCCAUUAGUUAUUUGUAAAAAUGUGCUUUUGUUUGUGCCACAAAUCGGAGCCUAAUAAAGCCAAGGUCCAAACCUAAGUUUUCCCCUUGAACCAAAACUUCUCUAAAUAACACAAAUAUCCGACUAAAACCUGUCAAUGAAUCCCAUCUGUUUAAUCAACUGUUACUCACUGGAUGACUUACGGUAAUAAAUACACGAACUUAUAGAAAUUUAAAAUUAACGCGGUUUUGUUUUUUUCAACCGCCAGAUUGACGGUUCCCUAACAUUUAAACACAAACUCGUGACGCUAAAAAUAAAACAAGCUUUCCUACUCAUCUACUCAAUAAUGGCCGGAAAUAACAGACUACAAAUAUAUUACAAUUCAUGUUUAUAUAACGACAGGACGCUGUUAAUUCUCCUAACAUACCAAAUAUUAUUAAAAAUGAAUAUAGCGAACAAAAUAAAGAGAACUUUAGAAUGAAGACAGUCAAACUCUUAAAAAUGUCAAGAAAAAAAUGAACCUGGAUCGUAACAAAAUGGUGGAAGAUUGCCGCAUCUAAUAGGAGGAGUUUGUGAUGCACAAAAGUGGCUCAGCACAAAUAAACUAAUACAUUUUCCACUUCAGUUCUCUAGGAGCUUUUCCCAACAAAAGGAUUUGCCGCUUUGUAGAUUUGUUCUUAUAAAAGUUAUGAAGUUGGGCCCAGAUAUACCAAGUAAAUUUCCAUGGUUUAAAAUAACCCUGUGUUAGUUAACAUUUUCAAGAACAAAAUAUUUCUUGUUGCCCUCCAAAAUGUCUUUGUGCUGGUUUGAAAGGAUCAUCAAAAUGACCCAAUUCACCCGACCACAACAAAUCUUUGAUGCACAAUUUUGGGACUGGGUUUCCCUUGUACACAACUUAACUUACAUGUAGUUUGCCGGCAUACCAUACACACACAGACAGUGGCUGCGUGAGGUUUAACACAAAUGAUCUAUACAAAGCAGGCAAGCUUUUGAAAUUUGCAUCAAUUCAAUAAUUUUGUUCCUCAUGGGGGUAUUUCCUCAAGAUGGCGGUAGUAUAAGUGGAAAUAUCGCCCAAACUGCUUGGUGCUUGUACAAACUGUACAAUCCAUUUAACAUUUUGAAUAACAAUAGCAAUACUACUAUGCACUUCUGAAAGAGUUCCUUUAACCAAUUAGUCAGUUCAUUUUAAGAUAACUAUACCACAAAUUCCUUUCCACAUGGAACAGAGAAAAUAUUUUCUGAAUAGUAAUAAAGCAGAGCUUACACUUUGCAGUUAACCAGUCACAGCCAACACCUGCUACAAGGCAUUCUGAUUGGUAACCCAGUCCUGCUAAGCAAGACUGAUCUAAUGUUGCUAAAUAGCAGUUAAAAUGAUAUAUAUAAAUCUUGGACCCUGGAUAGUUUUCCAGAAGGCUUGCACUCAAUUAAA